This is a messenger RNA of Asparagus officinalis (garden asparagus), 1856 nucleotides long. Its product is annotated as nuclear pore complex protein NUP50A-like. The transcript is spliced from 2 exons. NCBI's taxonomy places the organism in Eukaryota, Viridiplantae, Streptophyta, Magnoliopsida, Asparagales, Asparagaceae. Gene Ontology annotation, molecular function: GTPase activator activity. Gene Ontology annotation, cellular component: cytoplasm; nuclear pore. Gene Ontology annotation, biological process: intracellular transport. Bases 169 to 1545 code for a protein of 458 amino acids. The record is from RefSeq and is a predicted model, not a curated record.
CCGAGGGGGGGUUAAAAAAAAAAUAAUAAUAAUAAACAAAACGGAAGGAGGCGUUUUUUCUCCUCGAGGAUCAAAAUCAGUGGGUCUUGAGGAGAAAUCAUGUUAUUUUGGUGCUAGCAGUGUGCUAACAUCUAGUUUCUUCUGGAAAAUUAGGAGUAAUUUUCCACGAUGGGCGAUUCGGAAAAUGUUGCAUCCAAGAAGAGGGUUGCUGGGAGACAAAUCUCAAAGGAGAAUCCUGAGCUUGAUGAUGAUGGUCCUGAACCGGAAAUGGGGACUUUCAAGAAAGCCAGUGAUGAAGUAUUGGCAACCAGGAGAAUUGUGAAGGUACGGCGCUCCCAACCCGCAGUAGCUUCUUCCAAUCCUUUCGCUUCUCUUGGCAUGGUUCCGCCAUCUGACUCCAUUGCAAAUGCCACCACCAACACUUCUAAUGGUGAUGAGGUGGGAGCAAAAGAUGGUGCUGAUGAAAAUAAGGAAACACCUGUAGAGGGUAAAGGAGAAGAAAGUGGUUCUUCAAUCAAUGAAUCAAAUGGUGAGGACAGCAACAAGAAAGUUGAAGAAAAAACCUGUUUUCCAUCUGCUAAGGAUGCUAGUAAGGUUGAAGGUGAUGCAGUUGAAGAGGAAACUCCAGUUAUUGAAGCUGAGAAAGAUGUCAAAAGUGGAGAAGCAGCUAAGGAAAUCAAAGAAGAAACUGAAAAGAAAUCUAGUGGAGAAGAAACUGAAGAUGGAAAUGCCCACGAAGAAAAAGCUGAGAAAGAAAAGCUGGAGAAUGCUAACAAAGAUGCUGAUGGAGCCAAGCCAUUUGCAUCUCUGAGUUCAUUUCAUCAAUUGUCUAGCAGCCAAAAUGCCUUCACGGGAUUUGCAGGAACUGGAUUUGGAACGUCCUCACCAUUUUCUUUUGGUUCAGUUGCCAAAGAAGGCGCAGAAACUUCCUCUAGAACCUCGCCAUUUUCUUUUGGUUCAAUUACCAAAGAGGGGGCAGGAACUGCCUCUGUAACCUCUCUAUUCUCUUUUGGUUCAAGUUCUGGUCCUUCUGCUGCAGCUUCUGGGCAUGCUUUUGGAUUUAAAAGUGAAAACCCUUCAUCUCAAUCUUUUGGUUUUGGGGCCUCUAACAAUGGAAGCUCCAAGGAGGUGCCUAUUGAGACAGGUGAAGAGAACGAGAAGGCAGUAUUUGCUGCAGAUGCUAUUCUAUAUGAGUACUCAGAUGGAGGAUGGAAAGAGAGGGGAAAGGGUGAACUUAAAUUGAACAUCUCUUUAUCCGAUGCCGAGAAAGCAAGGCUUGUUAUGAGAGCAAGGGGUAAUUAUAGGCUGAUUUUAAAUGCAUGUCUUUACCCAGAUAUGACGCUUACAAAUAUGGACAAGAAAGGCGUUACUUUUGCUUGCAUCAACAGUGCUGGAGAAGGAAAUAAUGCACUUUCCACAUUUGCCCUCAAAUUUAAGGAUAGUAGCUUUGCAGAGGAGUUUCGAGGAGCUGUAGCAGCAAACAAAGGAAAGAAGAACACUGUAUUGAAGACACCUGAGAACUCUCCCAUAGCAUCUGAUGGUUGAGAUGGAGCAUACUGUUGCAAUUACUUUGAGGAAUCUCUUUUGUCGACUUCUGCUGGAAGCCUUUUUAUCUUGUGAUGCCCCAUUUUGUUGUUGAAGUUUAGUUUUUUUAGGUUACAUGAAACUCGUCAGUUAUUAGCCUAGUCCGGAUUAUAGUCAUCUUAUUUUGCAAUAACUAAGAGAGGGCCUAAGUAUAAUCUUCUUGUUGCAAUCUUGUGUCUUGUAUCAUCCACCAUUUUGAUGACCCGUACUAUAUUACUGUCUCAAAUUUCAAAGUUUACCAAUGGGAAUAUGUCAAUGCUUUGUCACUUGCA